CAGGUGGCUCUAAGAAUACGGCCAUUAAAUGAAGAUGAGAUUCUACAAGGUGCCAGUCCCAUUGCUUAUAAAGUUGAAGAUAAUAUGGUUGUGUUAUUAGAUCCAACAGAAGACCAUGAUGAUAUUCUCCGAGCCAACAGAUCAAGAGAAAAACAAUUUGUAUUUGAUCGAACAUUUGAUGGGUCAGCUAAUCAGGAGGAUGUUUAUGAAGCCACAACUAAAUUUUUAAUCCCCAAUGUUAUAACUGGCUAUAAUGCUACAGUGUUUGCUUAUGGAGCUACAGGUGCUGGUAAAACCCAUACUAUGGUUGGGAAAGACGAUUCUCCAGGAAUCAUGGUCCGAGCUCUCAAUGAUUUAUUCCUGGAAAUGGAUAAGACUAGUGAUGAUAUGGCAUAUAAAGUCACCAUGUCUUAUUUAGAGAUUUAUAAUGAAAUGAUAAGAGACCUGUUAAGUCCUGCGUCUGGUAUAUUGGAUCUACGAGAGAAUUCUAAGGGUGAUGUUACUGUAGCUGGUUUAUCAGAAGUGUCAGCUAGAUCUACUGAUGAGGUGAUGCAAAUGUUACUGAAAGGUAACCGAGAGAGAACACAAGAACCGACAGCAGCCAAUCAGGCCUCCUCUAGAUCACAUGCUGUGUUACAAGUUACCGUCAAACAACGAAACCGGGUAAAGAACACAAUGCAGGAAGUGAGAACCGGGAAACUGUUUCUGAUAGAUUUAGCCGGAUCUGAACGAGCAGCCAAUACACACAAUAGGGGUAAACGUAUGGUAGAGGGAGCUCAUAUCAACAGAUCUCUUUUAGCGUUAGGCAACUGUAUUAACGCUCUCAGUGAGAAGAAUGGAAGUCGUUAUAUUAAUUACCGUGAUAGUAAAUUAACGAGGUUAUUAAAGGAUGCUCUGGGUGGUAAUUGUAAAACUGUUAUGAUUGCUCACAUUAGUCCAGCCAGUUUAAACUUUGAAGAAUCUCGCAAUACACUAGUCUAUGCUGAUAGAGCUAAACACAUCAAAACUAAGGUGAGAAGAAAUGUAACAGAUGUAGCCUAUCAUAUAGCUCAAUAUACCAACAUUAUAACGGAGUUGCGUGAAGAGAUACUACGACUUCGGGACAGACUUCAUGACCAGGGAACAGCUAGCAGACAACAUGCUGUAGCCAAUAUACAGGCUGUACAAUCUGAAGUGUUGAUGGCUAAGAACACGGCAGAUAGAAGUGAGAUGAAUAAAUUACGAGAACAAUUAUUAACUUGUUUUAAAGAUCAGAUGGAAUUAAGACGAAGUUUAAUGGAAGUACAGAAUAAUUCGAUGGAAGUGAGUCUUGAAACCAACAGGAAUCAACUCAUUGUCAGCGAAUGGGAUGUAGAAAAAGCUAGACUACAACAAAAGAGAGAAAAUACACAGACAACAGAUAAUAAAUUUGAAGAAGAAGUGGGAGGUUUUGACGACAUCACUGAACCUGAAGAUGUUCGAGUUGCUAGGGAAGAGAUGAAAGUUUUACACGAGGAGAAAUACCGAACAGAGAAAGUUAGAAUAACUAUUCAACAUGAAUUAGAGAAUGCCAAAGAUAAACAGAAAAAACUAGAAGAGUUUAUACCUAUAAAAGUAAGCAGUGCUGAUCAACAAGAGAUCAUUAGACAGAUGUGUAAAGUUCACGAACUAGAGAUAGAGAAUCUACAGAAUAUUGCCUCAUGUCUGAUGAGAGAUUUUGAAAUCAAGAAAAAAGAUAUGGUAAUAACGAGGUUCAGACAUCAUCGUAAUUUAUGUGAUGAGAUUAUUAAACAACAGAGAGAUCUGAUAGAUGGUAAUCACGUGCCCUGUCCUAAAGAUCUAGAUGAAUUAUAUGAACUGUAUAAAAUAGAAAGACAAGAUAAAAUAUUGAAAGGUGAAGAUUCUACUGGACAAACUCCAGCAUUAAAGGUAAGACUUUAG
Molecule: messenger RNA, 1920 nt
Organism: Lottia gigantea (owl limpet)
Lineage: Eukaryota; Metazoa; Mollusca; Gastropoda; Lottiidae
Exons: 14
Biological process (GO): microtubule-based movement
Molecular function (GO): microtubule motor activity; microtubule binding; ATP binding
Source: RefSeq, a predicted model, not a curated record